GAAGCGGCGGGAGCACGGGGGUGGCUCUAGCGGCGGCCCUUAGGGGGAUUUUAAGCGGUGAAGGCGGCGACCAAGAGGGGGCCCUCCCCCCUCCUCGGCGGGAGGGGGGGUGGUGAGCACGCCCCCGAGGACGCAGGUGUGAUUUCCCUCUUUACAGCACGGCGGCACCGUGGAAGUGCAGACUUUCACAGGGGGUGUGGUCUCUGCUCACACAGGUGCUCCAGAGGUUGGUGGACCUGAGCGGAGGCUGGGACGCCCUGGUGGGCCCCGGGCCCUGGAAGGCAGGUCCCGGUGGCUGGUGGCCCAGAAUGAGGCCAGCUCCCAGCAUGCCCUGCAGCCGGACACCAGCCCCUCGGCCUGCAGCAGUGGUGAUAAUAACCCAGUCAUUCUUCAGGCAUCCAGCAAGGAGCCUGGGAGUGGGACCAUGCAGAGCAGUCCCUCCCCUGCUCAUCCUCAGCUCCCAAUCCUACAGACACAGAUGGUGUCGGACGGCAUGACAGGCAGCAAUCCUGUGUCCCCUGCCUCAUCUAGUUCUCCAGCUUCUAGUGGGGCAGGUGGCAUCUCCCCCCAACAUAUAGCUCAAGAUUCCUCUCUGGAUGGACCUCCAGGCCCUCCAGAUGGUACCACAGUUCCUCUGGAGGGGUUCAGCUUAUCCCAGGCUGCUGACCUAAUCAACAAGGGCCCAAAGUGGGAGAAGAGCCAUGCAGAAAUUGCAGAGCAAGCUAAACAUGAAGCUGAAAUUGAAACUCGGAUUGCUGAACUUCGAAAGGAGGGAUUUUGGUCGUUGAAAAGACUACCUAAAGUACCAGAGCCUCCCCGCCCUAAAGGCCAUUGGGACUAUCUCUGUGAAGAAAUGCAGUGGCUUUCUGCUGACUUUGCUCAGGAGCGCCGAUGGAAACGAGGUGUGGCCCGGAAGGUGGUACGUAUGGUAAUCCGGCACCAUGAAGAGCAGCGACAAAAAGAAGAACGAGCUCGGAGAGAGGAACAGGCCAAGCUGCGCCGAAUUGCUUCUACCAUGGCCAAGGAUGUUAGGCAGUUCUGGAGCAAUGUGGAGAAGGUGGUACAAUUCAAACAACAGUCCCGGCUUGAAGAAAAACGUAAGAAAGCCUUGGAUCUGCACCUGGACUUCAUUGUGGGACAAACUGAGAAGUACUCGGACCUUCUGUCUCAGAGCCUUAACCAGCCACUAGCCUGCAGCAAAGCUGGCUCCUCCCCUUGUCUUGGUUCUUCCUCAGCAGCAUCCAGUCCUCCACCCCCUGUUUCUCGGCUGGAUGAUGAAGAUGGGGACUUCCAACCCCAAGAGGAAGAAGAGGAUGAUGAGGAGACCAUUGAGGUUGAAGAACAGCAGGAAGGCAAUGAUGCAGAGACCCAGAGGCGUGAGAUUGAACUGCUUCGACAUGAGGGAGAACUGCCACUGGAAGAACUGCUGCGUUCCCUCCCCCCUCAGCUAUUGGGUGUACCUUCCAGCCCCUCUCAAACACCCUCAUCUCAUGACAGUGAUACCCACGAUGGGCCUGAAGAAAAUGUUGAAGAAGAACCGUCUCAGGAUUUGGAGGUAAACCUUCCACCUUCCUCUGUCACACAGCACAACCAACAGCGUUGGCAUCCAGAUGAAGAUGAUGAAGAGUUUACUGCUAAUGAAGAUGAAGCAGAGGAUGAAGAAGACACCAUAGCAGCUGAAGAGCAGUUAGAAGGAGAGGUGGAUCAUGCCAUGGAACUGAGCGAGUUGGCUCGAGAAGGUGAGCUUUCUGUAGAGGAGCUACUACAACAGUAUGCAGGGGCCUAUGCCUAUGAUGCCUCAGCUCCAGGCUCAAAGCAUAGUGAAGAGGAAGAUGAGGGUGAAGCCAAUAGUUACGACUGUGAACUGGAGGAAACAAGAGAAGUUGAAGAGGCUGCUCAAGAAGAUAGUAGCAAUCAGUCUGAUUCUGCUGAAGAGCAGAGUGAGGAUGAGGAAGAUGAACAUUCAGAGGAAGAAGAAAUGAGUGGGAGUUCACAGUCAGAAGAGUCUGAGUCUGAGGAUGCUCAGUCGCAAAGUCAAGCAGAUGAAGAAAAGGAAGAAGAAGAUGAUGAUGAUUUUGGGGUGGAAUACUUGCUAGCUGGGGAUGAGGAAAGGAGUGAGGCAGAUGGAGGCAGUGGGCCUCCUACCCCAGGUCCCACCACUGCUCUAGGACCCAAGAAAGAAAUUACUGAUAUUGCUGCGGCAGCUGAAAGUCUCCAGCCUAAGGGUUAUACGUUGGCCACUACCCAGGUGAAGACACCAAUUCCACUUCUUCUACGGGGCCAACUCCGAGAGUACCAACACAUUGGCCUUGACUGGCUGGUUACCAUGUAUGAGAAAAAGCUUAACGGCAUUCUUGCAGAUGAGAUGGGACUGGGGAAGACAAUCCAGACCAUCUCCUUGCUUGCUCACUUGGCCUGUGAAAAAGGUAACUGGGGUCCUCAUUUAAUCAUUGUUCCUACCAGCGUGAUGUUGAAUUGGGAGAUGGAAUUGAAACGUUGGUGUCCAAGCUUUAAAAUCCUCACUUACUAUGGAGCUCAGAAGGAGAGGAAGCUCAAGCGGCAGGGCUGGACCAAGCCCAAUGCUUUCCAUGUGUGUAUCACAUCUUACAAGCUGGUGCUACAGGAUCACCAGGCUUUUCGUCGCAAGAACUGGCGCUAUCUCAUUCUGGAUGAGGCUCAGAACAUCAAGAAUUUCAAGUCCCAACGGUGGCAGUCACUGCUCAACUUCAACAGCCAGAGGCGCCUGCUCCUGACAGGAACUCCCUUGCAGAAUAGCCUCAUGGAGCUGUGGUCCUUGAUGCAUUUCUUGAUGCCACAUGUCUUCCAGUCUCAUCGAGAGUUCAAGGAGUGGUUCUCUAACCCUCUAACUGGCAUGAUUGAGGGAAGCCAAGAAUAUAAUGAAGGUCUAGUCAAACGCCUUCACAAGGUUCUGCGACCUUUUUUGCUUCGCCGAGUAAAGGUGGAUGUUGAGAAGCAGAUGCCCAAAAAGUAUGAGCAUGUUAUCCGAUGCCGGCUUUCCAAGCGCCAGCGCUGUCUCUAUGAUGACUUCAUGGCACAAACCACAACUAAGGAGACACUAGCUACAGGCCAUUUCAUGAGUGUCAUCAACAUUUUGAUGCAGUUGCGGAAAGUCUGCAAUCAUCCAAAUCUAUUUGACCCUCGACCUGUUACCUCCCCUUUCAUCACCCCAGGCAUCUGCUUUAGCACCGCCUCUCUGGUGCUAAGGGCCACUGAUGUCCACCCACUCCAGCGAAUUGACAUGGGUCGGUUUGAUCUUAUUGGCUUGGAGGGUCGAGUCUCUCGAUAUGAGGCUGACACAUUUCUACCCCGCCACCGUCUUUCCCGCCGCACUCUGUUAGAGGUAGCUACUGCUCCUGAUCCCCCACCUCGACCCAAGCCAGUCAAGAUGAAAGUCAACAGGAUGCUGCAGCCAGUGCCUAAGCAAGAAGGCCGUACUGUGGUGGUGGUGAACAGCCCACGGGCACCCCUUGGCCCUGUCCCAGUCCGCCCCCCUCCAGGCCCUGAGGUGUUAGCCCAACCCACCCUUGGUCCAGUACCCCCAGUGCUGCCAGCACCACUCAUGGUGUCAACUUCGCCUGCUGGAACCCCAGUUGUUCCUGCAUCCCGGCCAUCUGGACCUGUUCUCUUGUCUCCCUUGCAGCCAACUACUGGUCCUCUCCCCCAGGUGUUGCCAUCCCCCAUGGGAGUCAUGAGUGGGACCUCACGGCCUCCCACACCAACCCUAUCACUGAAGCCAGCCCCACCUGCCCCAGUUCGCCUGAGCCCAGCUCCACCUCCAGGCUCUUCUAGCCUGUUGAAGCCCCUCACAGUGCCUCCAGGCUACACUUUCUCUCCUGUUGCUGCUACCACCACUUCUACCACCAUAGCAACUGUUACCACUACAGCAGUGCCAGCUCCAAAUUCUACACCACAACGCCUCAUUUUAUCUCCUGAAAUGCAGGCUCGUCUGCCCUCUGGAGAAGUGGUCAGCAUCGGGCAGUUGGCCUCCUUGGCACAACGUCCAGUGACGAGUGCUGGGGGAAGCAAACCUCUCACCUUCCAAAUCCAGGGCAACAAAUUGACUUUGACUGGUGCCCAGGUGCGCCAGCUGGCUGUAGGGCAGCCCCGCCCGCUGCAAAGGAAUGUGGUGCACCUGGUGUCAGCAGGGGGGCAGCACCACCUCAUCAGCCAGCCUGCCCAUGUGGCCCUCAUCCAGGCCGUGGCCCCGACCCCUGGCCCCACCCCUGUCUCUGUGCUGCCUUCUUCGACCCCCAGCACCACCCCUGCCCCCACUGGCCUCAGCCUUCCGCUUGCUGCUAACCAGGUGCCGCCAUCCAUGGUGAACAAUACAGGCGUGGUGAAGAUUGUAGUAAGACAGGCCCCUCGGGAUGGACUGACUCCUGUUCCACCACUGGCACCAGCACCCCGGCCUUCAAGUUCUGGGCUUCCAGCUGUGUUGACAUCACGCCCUACAUUAACCCCUAGCCGUCUAACGACACCAACUCUGGGCACUACUCGUGCCCCCAUACCAACACCUACUCUGGUGAGGCCCGUCCUCAAGCUGGUCCACAGUCCUUCGCCUGAAGUCAGUGCAUCGGCGCCUGGAGCUGCUGCCAUGACCAUCUCUUCUUCUCUGCACAUGCCAUCCUCACUCCCUGGACCAGCCUCUUCUCCACUGACAAUUCACAAUUCCUCUCCCCUUGCUAGUCCUGUGUGCUCUACAGUCUCAGUCCCUGUGUCAUCUUCACUUCCCAUCUCUGUCCCUACCACACUUUCCACCCCAGCUUCUGCUCCGCUAACCAUUCCCAUCACAGCCCCCUUGCCUGUUUCAGAUUUAGGUCCGGCUUUGUUGACCAGUGUGGCUCCAGCACUGGCUGUUGUCUCAGCAGCCUCUGGACCACCUUUGGCAUCAGCUGGCGUUCCCCCAUCAGUGUCAGCCUUGGCUCUAGGUUUGGCUACUACUCCAGCCCUGUCCCCACCUCAGACAUCUGGUCACUCUCUGUUGUUGGCGACCACCUCUUCACAUGUUCCAGGAUUGAACUCAGCUGUGGCCCCAGCAUGUUCACCUGUCCUGGUGCCAGCUUCAGCUCUGACCAGUCCUUUCCCAGUAUCACCAAGUUCAGCUCCAGCUCAGGCUUCUCUUCUGGCUCCAGCACCUUCUACAUCUCAGGCAUUAGCCACCUCUCUGACUCCUAUGGCUGCUUCACAAACAGCAAUCCUGGGCCCUUCUCCAGCUUCUCCUUUGGCUCCACUUUCAGUCCUAGCUCCUUCACCAAGCUCUGUUCCUGUUCUGGCUCCAUCACAGACUCCAAUUCCAGCCAUAACGCCACCAUCAAUGCCAGGAACCCCUUUACCUUCAUCAUCACUGGUAUCAGCCUCAACUCCUGUGAUGGCUCCCUCAUCAACUCAAACUGUGGUAUCAACCCCAGUUUCAUCACCUCUUUCAAGUCAGACAUUGACCCUAGCCCCAACUUUAGCAAGUCUUGGUGGAUUGUCUCCGUCUCAGACACAUUCUUUGGGAACAGGGAGCCCUCAGGGGCCAUUUCCAACUCAGACAUUGUCAUUGACUCCAGCAUCAUCCCUGGUACCACCGCCAGUGCAGACACUGUCUUUAGCACCAGGAGCACCACUGGGUCCGACUCAAACACUGUCUCUGGCUUCAGCACCCUCUUUGGCUCCAAGUUCUCCAAUAGGCCCAGCUCCAGCUCACACACUGACUUUGGCUCCAGCAUCAUCGUCAGCUUCACUCCUGGUCCCAACUUCGGUGCAAACACUGACCUUGAGCCCUGCCCCUACUCCUGUGCCCACUCUGGGUUCAUCUACCACGCAGACUUUAGCACUGGCCCCAGCCUUAACACAGGCUGCAGCUUCCCAGGCGUCUUCCCUCGUCGUUUCAUCAUCUGGUGCCGCUUCCAUACCUGUCACCAUGGUAAACAGGUUAUCUGUUCCCAAGGAUGAGCCUGAGACACUGACUUUGCGAUCUGGUCCUCCCAGCCCUAUUCCCACUGCUACCUCGUUCAGUGGGCCCCGGCCUCGGCGCCAGCCCCCACCACCACCUCGUUCCCCUUUCUAUCUGGAUUCUCUGGAAGAAAAGCGGAAGCAGCAACGAUCUGAACGCUUGGAACGGAUUUUCCAACUUAGUGAGGCUCAUGGGGCCCUGGCACCUGUGUAUGGGACUGAAGUCCUGGAUUUCUGUACCUUGCCCCAACCUGUUGCCAGCCCCAUCAGCCCUCGUUCUCCUGGCCCCAGCCACCCCAUCUUUUGGACUUAUACUGAGGCUGCCCAUCAGGCUGUACUGUUUCCCCAGCAGCGUCUAGACCAGCUGUCAGAAAUCAUUGAGAGGUUCAUCUUUGUUAUGCCUCCUGUGGAGGCACCUCCCCCUUCCCUGCAUGCCUGCCACCCACCUCCUUGGAUGGCCCCUCAUCAGGCAGCCUUCCAGGAACAAUUGGCCAGUGAGCUCUGGCCUCGAGCCCGUCCUUUGCACCGUAUUGUAUGUAAUAUGCGUACCCAGUUCCCUGACUUGAGACUCAUCCAGUAUGAUUGUGGGAAGUUGCAGACAUUGGCAGUGCUGUUGCGGCAGCUCAAGGCAGAGGGCCACCGGGUGCUCAUUUUCACCCAGAUGACCCGGAUGCUGGAUGUAUUAGAGCAAUUUCUCACCUAUCAUGGUCACUUAUAUUUGCGUCUGGAUGGGUCUACUAGAGUUGAGCAGAGACAGGCCUUGAUGGAACGGUUCAAUGCAGACAAACGCAUAUUCUGCUUCAUCCUUUCAACUCGAAGUGGGGGUGUGGGUGUGAACCUGACGGGAGCAGACACUGUUGUUUUUUAUGACAGCGACUGGAAUCCCACCAUGGAUGCUCAAGCCCAGGAUCGCUGUCAUCGAAUUGGUCAGACUCGGGAUGUCCACAUCUAUAGGCUUAUCAGUGAACGAACAGUAGAGGAGAACAUUCUUAAGAAGGCAAAUCAGAAGAGAAUGUUGGGAGAUAUGGCCAUUGAGGGAGGGAACUUCACUACAGCCUAUUUUAAACAGCAGACCAUCAGAGAGCUGUUUGAUAUGCCUCUGGAAGAGCCACCUGGCUCAUCUGCAUCUUCUGCUCCUGAGGAAGAAGAGGAGGCUGUGGCCAGCAAGCAGACUCAUAUUUUGGAGCAGGCAUUGUGUCGGGCAGAAGAUGAAGAAGAUAUCCGUGCAGCCACCCAGGCCAAGGCUGAACAAGUGGCUGAGCUUGCAGAAUUUAAUGAGAAUGAUGGGUUUCCUGCUGGUGAGGGAGAAGAGGCCAGUCGGCCUGGGGCUGAGGAAGAGGAGAUGUCCAGGGCUGAACAGGAAAUUGCAGCACUUGUAGAACAGCUGACUCCUAUUGAGCGCUAUGCCAUGAAGUUCCUAGAAGCAUCAUUGGAGGAAAUAAGCCGAGAGGAGCUCAAGCAGGCAGAAGAACAAGUGGAAGCUGCCCGAAAAGACCUGGAUCAAGCCAAGGACGAAGUGUUUCGACUGCCCCAAGAAGAAGAGGAAGGGCCAGGGGCUGGGGAUGAGAUGUCUUGUGGGACUAGUGGAGGCAGCCACCGGCGCAGUAAGAAAGUCAGGGCUCCUGAAAGGCUGGGGACUCGUGUCAGUGAGCGUCUUCGUGGAGCUCGGGCUGAGACUCAAGGAGCAAACCACACUCCUGUCACAUCUAGCCAUCUUACCUGCAACACCAUCAUGCCUCCCCAAUGCAGCCCUGUGAGAGAACGAAUUCCCAGGCCAGUGCCUAGGCCUCGACCUGCCCCUGCUCCCGCCCCUGCCCCUGCUCCCGCCCCUGCCCCUGCUCCUGCUCCUGCUCCUGCCCCUGCCCCUGCCCCUGUCCCUGUCUCUGCCUCCACUCCCGCUCCUACUCCUGCUAUAACUUCUGCUCUAGCCCCAGCUCCCAUACCCAUUUCAGCCCCAAAUCCAAUAACCAUUCUUCCUGUCCACAUCUUGCCUACUCCUGCACCUCUGCUUCAGCUUCCUCCAUCUUGUUCUCCUAAUUGCAUCCCUUCUGCUUGUGCCCCAAUACCCACUUGUGCCCCCUCACUAGCUCAAACCUCUCAUUUGACCUCUUCACCAGCCCUGCUUGAUUCCCUUCCUAUUCCCAUCUCUCCUGGAGUUACCAAUCUUCCCUUGGACUCAGGAGAUGUGGAGCUGUGUGCACAAGAGUUGGUACCUAUGGAGUCUCUAGAACUGCCUGGAACCGCCAAUUCUGAGGCUUCCCUAGUUAGCCUUGCUCCCCCAAAUGAUCUUUUGCCAGGGCCUGUUGAUAUUCUGCCUGAGUCAGAGAAGAAUUUUCUAACUCCUGUACCCAGUUCAAACCUGGAGGCUGACAGCAUCCCCAAUGGCCAGGAGCAGGAGGUGCCAGGUCCUGUCGAGGGGACCAGUCCCACACUACUACCUGGUAGUGAGGAGUUGACCACGAGUCUGAAUGAGAGCAAUGGGCUGGAGCUGCCACCCUCAGCAACGUCUGAUAAGCCACUUCAGGAGGUUUUGGAGGUUCACAGAAACUUGGAAAAAAUGGGAGAGGUUCAGAUCCCAAUUUCUAACCCAGAAAAACCACAAGAACUUGUUAGAGCUGAGGUUAUAGCCCCAUCAACCUCAUCUUCAGCCACCUCCUCUCCUGAGGGUCCUUCGCCUGCCCGUCCCCCACGGCGUCGCACCAGUGCUGAUGUAGAAAUCAGGGGUCAGGGGUCUGGCCGGGCAGGACAACCCCCAGGUCCCAAAGUGCUUCGAAAGCUACCAGGACGGCUAGUAACUGUAGUAGAGGAGAAAGAGCUUGUGAGACGGCGGCGACAUCGGGGAGCUGCCAGCACCCUAGUUCCGGAAGCUAGCACCAGUCCAGGAAGCCCAUCAGCCCACAGCAUAUCAGGGCCAGAAUCUUCACCUCCCAGCAGUGGGCCCUGUGAAGCUGCUCCAUCAUCCUCACUGUCCACCCCAACCCAGCAUCCCUUAAUAGCUUGUCGUCACAUUGAACUGGGUAUGACUGGUGGGGGCAGCCCAGAGAAUGGAGAAGGAGCAGAACUUGCCAUCACUCCACCUGCUGUGAAACGUCGGAGGGGGAGGCCCCCUAAGAAGAACAGGUCUCCAGCAGAUGCUGGGAGAGGGGUGGAUGAGACACCUUCAUCCGUCUCUAAGGGGAAGACCAAUGGGGUUGACCCAGUUCCUGGGCCUGAGGCAGUAUCUGUUGCAGAGCCUGCCCUCAGGUCUCAGGUUGUUCCUGGACCCCAGUCUCUUGGACCUGUACCAGUUCACAGACCAGAGCCCAUCCUAUCACCUGUGGAGAAAAGACGACGUGGGCGUCCCCCUAAAGCAAGGGAUUUGCCUGUUCCUGGGACCAUAUCCUCUCCAGGGGAUGGCAAUUUAGAGAGCCGGACACAGCCACUCCCUUUCCCAGCCACCCUGACACCACUCCCACCACUCCUAGCCUGUCCCACUGCUGUCGCCAACACUGUCACCACUGUCACCAUUUCAACAUCGCCACCUAAGCGGAAGCGGGGUCGACCUCCCAAGAAUCCACCAUCACCACGGGCCAGCCAGCUCCCUGUCUUGGACACCGACAGCCCUUCUGUCCUUGAGAGUUGUGGAUCGGGCGUGCGGAGGCAACCCCUGGGCCAGGCGGAAAGUGAAGGCAGUUCCUCUGAUGAGGAUGGAAGCCGUCCUCUCACCCGCCUGGCCCGCCUACGGCUUGAAGCAGAGGGGAAGCAGGGAAGAAAGAGUGAAGGGUCCAUGGUGAUGGCCGUAAUUCAGGAUGAUCUGGAUUUAGCAGAUAGUGGGCCAAGUGGGUUAGAACUGACACCACCUGUGGUCUCAUUAACUCCCAAAUUUCGGUCAACCCGUCUGCGUCCAGGGUCUCUAGUUCCCCCACUAGAAACUGAAAAAAUGCCUCGCAAAAGGUCAGGGGCUCCAGCCGGGAGUUCUGGGAUGGCAAAGCGGGGCCGCUUGCAGCCCCCAAGUCCCCUGGGGCCUGAGGGUUCAGUAGAGGAGUCAGAGGCAGAAGCCUCAGGUGACGAGGAGGAAGGAGAUGGAACCCCACGCCGCCGAACCGGUCCCCGCAGGCUCGUUGGGACCACCAACCAAGGGGACCAGCGUAUCCUGCGUAGUAGUGCUCCUCCCCACCUAUCUAUCCCUACUAUUAGUCACAGAGGUCGCAAGGCCAAGACGUGAGUGGGUAGGCCCUUCACCUAGGUAUUCCACCAUGGUUGCUUCCCCACGCCCAGGCCUGACUCUGUUAACCACUACUUGAAGUCUGAGGGGAAAAGCCUCCAGGGAGACAUAGGGGGCUGUCUCCCUUUCCACCAAAGUAGGGGGUAGGUAACUGGUUGUCAUGGAAAUGGGGCUUAUCACAACCCCCCUUCUACCCUACAUGGCUGGGCAGUGUUAAGGGUGGCAAGGUAGUCUCUGACCCCACCCCCUUGUACUUGAUUCCCCAGCUGUCUUUCACAGCCUCAAACCCUUAGGGAAAAGGGGGAGGGGCUUUUCUUCAAUGAGGUGGGGUGGGUUUGGUUUUUUUUUUUUUUUUUUUAAAGAAAACAUAAUAAACUUAG
Molecule: messenger RNA, 10542 nt
Organism: Microtus oregoni (creeping vole)
Lineage: Eukaryota; Metazoa; Chordata; Mammalia; Rodentia; Cricetidae
Gene: Srcap
Product: Snf2 related CREBBP activator protein
Exons: 34
Coding region: 425-10162 (3245 amino acids)
Cellular component (GO): Swr1 complex
Molecular function (GO): ATP hydrolysis activity; ATP binding; histone binding
Source: RefSeq, a predicted model, not a curated record